AUGGCGCGCGCCGCGACGCCGCGCGUGGGCGACGGGCGCGCGACCGCGUGGCGCGACGUGUUUCGCGCCGACGCCCGCGUGGGCGACGGGCGCGCGCGCGUCGAGGGCGUCGCUCGGGAAGACGAGGAUGGAUUCGCGUACGUUCGAGGACGCGGUGACGCGAGGGAGACGUACGCGCCGAGGCGGUGCGCGACGCGCGCGGAGGCGACGUACGCGACCGCGAACGGGACGUUCUUCGAUACGGUGUCGGUGAGAGGGGUGACGACGUUCGACGCGCGGACGUGCGAGGCGCUCGAGCGCGUGGAUCUCGAGCGGUGGUUUCGAGAGCGCGCGGCGUUCGAGGCGAUGUCCGAGAUGCGGACGUUUUCGCUCCAUCGCGCGUGGAAAUCGUUCGCGGUGAUGCGGCGGUACGCGCGGCGGAGAAAGUUUACUCGAGCGAAACGCGCGUUCGAUGAGGCUUCGGCGAUUUUUGGUUCGGCGUUCGCGGAGCGCGCGUGUCCGGCGACGACGCGCGUGCGCGCGGCGUGCGAGCAGAUGGAAGAGCGAGCGCGCAUGUUUUGUCGUGAGCGCGUCGAGCGCGUGGACAACGAACCGGAUGUGUUUGCGUUCGACGACGUGGAUGCCGCCGACGAACACGACGCGACAGAGAUGAAGUCGUACGACGUGGACGCGGUGCUGGCAAACUUUCAAUCAAACGCCGAUGAAUCUCGAGAACUCAUCGCAUCGUCGAUUCGUGCGAUUGAAGACGAGAUUAAAGUCGCGAGGGAUGGUAUCGAGCGGCGGUUUUCGGAUGACUUGGACGAAAAACUGCGUCCGAUGAUUGCGGCGACGACGCGCUACCGCCCGCGUCGCUCGAGCGCAACCACGAUCAAAUCAUCCAUGAUGACUAGCGAUGGGUCGAGCGGAGCGACGCCUAAGGAUGCGUAUCCGUGUACCGAACGCGCCCUAACCGCGGCGCUUCGCUCCAAGUUAGAUUCGUUCGAGCGAGCCGCUUUCAUGCGCGUGCGCUCGGCGCUCUCAAACGCGAGAUCCGCAUCUCUCGAAGAGUUCUCCGCGCACGUGAGAUCGUGUAGCUCUUUGGGAUCGAAUAUCGGCGCGCUGUUCGACGUUAAUUUGUGCGAAACUACGUUGGAGCUCGAGCCGAGCGUCGAUGCAUUCGAGCGCGUCGUUCGCCGUGGCGCCGCUCUGUGGACGUCGGCGUCGCUGCGAGCGAGCGUUCCGUUCGGUGAGCGAUGGAAUGCGCUCGAGGAUGAGAGUGAAUACGAGCGAAAAGUCGACGACGUGUGCGGAGUGAUUCGUGAACAUUAUACCGCGGCGCGAGACGCAGUCAAGCGCGAGUCAUCGUCGUUACGUCACCGCGUCGAGGCGCUUGGUCAAUGGAACGACCAAGACGACCCAAUCGAGCGCUUCGUCCAAGUGUCAUCGCGAGCGAAAGAGUUCAAAAGGGACAUUGACGACACGCCCGAUGCGAUUCGUCCGGAUGGAUGCUGCUUCGCCGUGAACGUGCGCGCGCUCAAGGGCGCGCUCCGGCCGGCGGCGAUUUCAGAGUCGCACGCCGCGGGCGAAGCCGCCGUGUCGCACGCCGCGGAUCGCGCGAACGUCAUCGCGACGAAAUUGACCAAGAUGAAGCUCGACACGACGGGCAAAGUCGACGUUAGCGAUCAGUUUGAGCGCGCACAGAGCGCGAGACGCGAGUUCGAUGAGCUCAGUGAGGCGUACGCGACGCUGAAGAGGCUCGGCGUUAAGGUUCCGGAUUUACACGUCGCCGCGUUCGACGCGCUCGGUCAAGAGAUUGACGCGGUGAUUGAAUCUUUCGAGACAAGCGACGCGAACGAUGCACCGGUGUCUUCGUCUCCGUAG
Molecule: messenger RNA, 1860 nt
Organism: Ostreococcus tauri
Lineage: Eukaryota; Viridiplantae; Chlorophyta; Mamiellophyceae; Mamiellales; Bathycoccaceae
Product: unnamed product
Exons: 1
Coding region: 1-1860 (619 amino acids)
Source: RefSeq, a predicted model, not a curated record